Messenger RNA from Sorghum bicolor (sorghum), 1058 nucleotides. RefSeq names its product subtilisin-like protease SBT1.2. The coding region runs from base 34 to 771 and encodes 245 amino acids. Gene Ontology annotation, molecular function: serine-type endopeptidase activity. The record is from RefSeq and is a predicted model, not a curated record. Lineage: Eukaryota; Viridiplantae; Streptophyta; Magnoliopsida; Poales; Poaceae. The transcript has a single exon. Gene Ontology annotation, biological process: proteolysis.
UCGCGGGGGCCGAGCCGCAACAACGGCGGCGUGAUGAAGCCGGACAUCGUGGGUCCCGGCGUCGACAUCCUCGGGGCGGUGCCAAGGUCGGCGCGCGGCCAAAGCUUCGCGUCGCUCUCUGGCACGUCCAUGGCGGCGCCGCAUCUCAGCGGGGUGGCGGCGCUGAUAAAGAGCGCCCACCCGACCUGGUCGCCCGCGGCCAUCAAGUCCGCGAUAAUGACCACGGCCGACGCGUCGCUGACGGACGAGACAGGCACGCCGGCGAGCUACUUCGCCAUGGGCGCCGGCCUCGUCGACGCGGCCAAAGCCAUCGACCCGGGCCUGGUGUACGACACCUCGCCGGAAGAGUACAUCCCUUACCUCUGCGGGCUGGGCUACACCGACGAGCAAGUGAACCGCAUCAUCUACCCUGCACCCGCGGUUCAUUGCGCCGAGAUGGAGAACACCGAGGCGAAAGAUCUCAACGCCCCAUCGAUCAUGGUCGCGCUGACGGUGGACGGGCCGGCCGUGACGGUCAGCCGGACGGUGACCAACGUCGGAGCGGCCAGGUCGGUGUACCGGGUGGACGUGAGUGCACCGGACGGGGUCUCCAUCACGGUGGUUCCUGGAGAAUUGCAGUUCGACGAGGUGAACCAAAAGGCGAGUUUUGUCGUCACCAUGGAAAGGGCUGCUCCAGGCAGCGCGUUGGAGUCUGAAAUUUUGGGGGCGCAGCUCGCGUGGGUGUCCGAAGAGCAUGUCGUGCGUAGUCCGAUAUCCAUCAUCUCUGCUUAGUUCUGAUGGAGGGUUCAAGUAGUUAUCACAAUUAGAAAAUCAGAGGACUGUACAUGUUGAAAACAGUGUUAUUGUUACUCCUAGGAAGCAAGCUACUGUACAUCAGAAUAUCAGAUAUAUAGGUGAGGAAGUCACAUGAGUAGUCUUCUUCUGAGUUCCAACGGAUAGCUAUCGUUUUACAUGAAAUAGAAUAUCACAUCUCCUAUAGUUCAGUGAACAGUUUCGUCCUUGUCUUUUCAUACAAAAAAUAUAUAAUUUCUCUAUUGUGAUUUGUGCUAAUAGAUUUG